Messenger RNA from Cercospora beticola, 1471 nucleotides. RefSeq lists its product as uncharacterized. NCBI's taxonomy places the organism in Eukaryota, Fungi, Ascomycota, Dothideomycetes, Mycosphaerellales, Mycosphaerellaceae. The record is from RefSeq and is a predicted model, not a curated record.
CGCAACAUAAUCACCUACACCUUCGCGCACCGCACACACCCAUAUCAUCACCAAAACGCACAUCCAAACAUCACACACCACACUCAGAGCUACAGUGACAGCCCACCAUGCCUGCAGGAGAACCGCCGCCAGGCACACCACUUGCGCCAAGUGUCGAGAAAGCCUACUACCGCAAAUGCAUUCAGUUGAAACGCCGCCUCAACGAAGUCGAAUCUGCGAACGAUGACCUCAAAAUCAGACGAAUGCGACUAGACCGAUCCAUCAUGAAGAUGCGCCUAGAGAGAGCAUUCUUGCUAGACGAGCUUCGAAAGCGCGCAGAACCGAACAUUGACGGCAGCGAUGGUAGUGGUGAUGAGGGGAUGCAGACUCCGCCUCCAGACAGGCCAUAUCGUGACAAGAGACGGCGACAACAAUCGAGCUCACAUGGGCAAGGUGCGGCGGCACCAUCAAACACGUUCCAACACGUGCAGUACGCACCGCCAGGUGCCGAUGGACGAUUCGCAUACGUAGACCCCGCUCCUGCACGCACGCUGCCCAGUCAAGGCUCCGCGCCUGCCCUUCCCCACGGCUCCCCAUAUGGGCCACCCCCUACUGGCAUACCUAGUGGCACUAGCCAGGCGAACGGCGAGGCAGGAGGAGAGACAGCGGAGGGAGUGAAGGACGCACAAGAGAACGGAGAUAGAUCCGCAGAAGUUGAGGCUACCCGUGGAGGAGGUGGCUUCUCUGCCAUCAACUCAUAGCCUCGGACAAGAGCACGGACGAUGGAGUCAGAGGGAUGUACUUUUAUUGGGGUCAUGGUACCCGCAGCAUUGGGACGGCGCACAGGUCAUGUCGCCAUAGUGCACGCGGGUGGAUAUCAUUUCACGAUGACCAGCAUUCGGAAGGGACAGGCUGGUGGUGUGGUGUCUCUACGAAAGAGAUCUGAGCAUCACCAUGUACUGGCAAUGCGCACCACAGCCGCCACUUUCAAUGCUUCACUUUUCGCGGAUAUUGCGAACAUCGGAACGGCUGGCAAGCAUUACAGAUUGGCGGGACCGAUAUUUCAGCGUCUCGAUGCACAUUGCAGAACGGAACAGGUCUGUUGUCAAUGCUGCAGAUACAUCGGCGUGCCUACAUAAAGCGAGCUCGUGAACGAGUCUGUUCUCGAGUCUGAUGCUAGGAGGCAGCCACUGAGGCAGGCGGCGAAACAGGCUUGGAGCACAAAGUCGAUGCAGUAAGCAUUCACAUAGUCACGAAGACGCUCGGUACGCAAGAAUCAUUGCUCCCGUACUGGCUCAUCUCGUAUCAAGACACCGACACUGUACCUUCUGAGAUUGUACUCUUCGUGCAUCCAAAUCACUGUUUUAAAGCAGAUGGGUCGAACUCUCCCACUGCGUCUCAUGUAAAUGAUCGAUCGCUGUGAGCCAUACUUGCGCUUUACCAGAGCCAAACCAGUUCGAUCCAACUCAGUUGCGUAGAGGGCGCAGCACCG